AUGGUAUUCGUCGGAGAUGAUUCAACGGGCGAUUGGCUCAGUGAAUAUGGCAGUGCAACUGAGGUGAUACAUAUUGCAAAGACGAUCUGCUCGAAAUAUGAAAGGAUGGAGAAUACGAAGAAAAGCUCGGGCUACAAGAACUUCACUUGCGUUGUAACCGGUCCUCAUCGGGGAGCUUUGAAAGGGGAAUUUAUCUUGCAGUUCGAGACGCGUGAAAGGGAAUCCAUUUCAUUAACAAAAGAGGACUUGGAAAAGCGAAACACAGGAACUGGUUAUGAAAUCACUGACUUGCAACUUGAACACUUAUUUGCUGCACGUUAAUAUGGGUAAUAAACAGUACAUUGGCAAUCAAGGUUGCUGGGCGUACAAGUUGAACAGAUAUGCUUUAUUUGCAA
Dicrocoelium dendriticum is the source of this 395-nucleotide messenger RNA. NCBI's taxonomy places the organism in Eukaryota, Metazoa, Platyhelminthes, Trematoda, Plagiorchiida, Dicrocoeliidae. The record is from the annotation of a GenBank genome assembly.